AUCCGCGUGGCCAAAAACUUGAAGAGUCAAAAGUGAGAUUGAAUGAUUAUGGUGCAUUUGACAUAAAAUUUAAAUUACCUGAUAAUGUUAACUUAGGUGAUGGCUCUAUUUAUUUCAAUUUACCAGAUUUAGCAACUAAUACAACACAUUAUUUUAAAGUUCAAGAGUUUCGAAAACCAGAAUAUGAAGUUUCAUCAAUGCAUCGACCAACAACACCACAUUAUUGUCAUUCAACAACUGAUGAAUAUGUUAUAGUUACUUGUGAAGGAAAAUUGUUUGCUGGUGGUUAUUUAAAUGAUGCAAAUGUUCAAUGGACAGUUGAACCUGAAACAACACAAUUUAGACCACCAGAACGAUCUGACUAUACAUUUGGCAGAGCUGAGCAAUUCUUUUGGCGAUAUCGUUAUAAUAAUUCUUCUCAGACUCAGAAUAAAAUAUCAUAUCCAGCAAAAACUUUUCAGGGUAAAACAAACAACAAAGGUCUACAUGAAAUUAAAAUCAAUUAUCAUGGUAUUGAACAAGAGCCCAGAACAACAGUUGUUCGUGCAUUAGCAGCCAUUACUGACUUAAAUUAUCAAACACAAGAAACACAAACAGAGUUUAUCAUACAUCCAUGUACAUAUUAUGUUGGAUUUAAAUUAAUAUCAAAUUAUGGCAAGAAAGAUAAAUCUGUCCAAACAAAAGUCAUUGUAACAGAUAUUGAUGGAAAUUUAAUUGAUAAUGUUUUGAUUGAGUGUAAGGUAAUUGGAAAUGGUAAUGAAAAAAAAGAAGAUGAGAAUGGUUUAAUAGUAUUUGAACAAGUGAAAGAUGACCAAACAUUAACAAUUGUUAGUUCAAAUAAAGAUCCAGUUAGUAUUGAUUUCACACCAAAAUUAGGUAAAAUAUUUGUUUUGUGA
Didymodactylos carnosus is the source of this 896-nucleotide messenger RNA. The record is from the annotation of a GenBank genome assembly. Lineage: Eukaryota; Metazoa; Rotifera; Eurotatoria; Philodinida; Philodinidae.